AUGGCCACUCACACUUUCUGGCAGUAUCUCAGACUCAAAGCCAUCGUCACUUUGAUCCGCCUCCUCAAUUACAUCGGCACACGCUCCCACUUCAAACCCUCAACGACCUGCAACCGCAAAGCCAUCCGCCUCCCAUCCCGCGAUCUGGGACGCUUUAUCAAAGCAUGGAUUUACUACCCCCAAAGCUACAAAGAGGGCGAAAAACGAGGCCUUGUCGUCAAUUGGCAUGGAGGCGCUUGUGUGCUGCCAAACCUCGGAAUGGACCACGAAUUCUGUGAGAAGAUAGCCAAUGAGAGUGGCGUCCUUGUUCUCGACGUGGAUUAUCGCAAAGCACCGGAGUAUCCCUUCCCUGCAGCUGUGGAAGAUGUUGAAGAUGUUCUGAGCUGGGUUGAGAGCCAGCCGCGUCGCUUUGACACUGCGCGAGUUGCUCUAUCCGGGUUUAGUUCUGGCGCAAACCUGGCCUUGGUCGCAUCAUCGGAACUGAGACGGCAGUUUAGCAUCGAUAUCAGAGCGGUCUAUGCUUUCUACCCUGGCGUAGAUUUCACCAUUCUACCUGAACAGAAGACUGUUCCGAAUCCGAUCCGACCACUUCCCGCAGGAUUUCAGCAUCUCCUGACAGAAGCUUACCUCCCGCAUGUGGAGGACCGCAAGUCACCCAGGGCAUCGCCCAUGUACGCCAACGCGGCGUCCUUUCCUGAACGUGUUUUACUUUUCUCCUGUUCGGGGGAUGUCUUCACGCCCGAGAUUGAGGCUUUGGGAGAGAAAUUGGAGAAAGCUGGGUGCGGUGUUGAGAUUGUUAGGAUGGAGGGGGCUCAUGGAUGUGACAAGAGGAUCAAUCCCAAGACUUUCAACCCUGAAGCAAGAGAUAUGUCAUAUAACAAAGUGGUGGGGAGUUUGAAGAGCCUUAUGUAG
Molecule: messenger RNA, 912 nt
Organism: Fusarium sp. VM40
Lineage: Eukaryota; Fungi; Ascomycota; Sordariomycetes; Hypocreales; Nectriaceae
Source: the annotation of a GenBank genome assembly